Passer montanus (Eurasian tree sparrow) is the source of this 454-nucleotide messenger RNA. Its product is annotated as homeobox protein Hox-B13-like. The annotation marks the transcript as partial. Gene Ontology annotation, biological process: regulation of transcription by RNA polymerase II. Gene Ontology annotation, molecular function: DNA-binding transcription factor activity, RNA polymerase II-specific; RNA polymerase II cis-regulatory region sequence-specific DNA binding. The record is from RefSeq and is a predicted model, not a curated record. NCBI's taxonomy places the organism in Eukaryota, Metazoa, Chordata, Aves, Passeriformes, Passeridae. The transcript has a single exon.
CCCGCUGUCCCGCUGUCCCGCUGUCCCGCUGUCGCAGAGGCGGCGGGCCCGUGUCCCGCGGAGGGCUGCGCGCUGCGGCGCGGCCGCAAGAAGCGCGUCCCGUACAGCAAGGGGCAGCUGCGGGAGCUGGAGCGGGAGUUCGCCGGGAGCCGCUUCAUCACCCGCGAGCGCCGCCGCCGCAUCGCCGCCGCCACCGGCCUGAGCGAGCGCCAGGUCACCAUCUGGUUCCAGAACCGCCGCGUCAAGGACAAGAAGCUGCUGGCCAAGGGCAAGGCCAGCGCCGGCGGCACGGCCUGAGCGGGCCGGGCCACCGGGACACCGGGACACCCGCGGGACACCGGGAACCCUGCGGGGCACCGGGAACACCGCGGGACACCGGGAACACCGGGAACCCUGCGGGACACCGGGAACACCCGCGGGACACCGGGAACACCGGGAACCCUGCGGGGCACCG